Molecule: messenger RNA, 2498 nt
Organism: Phlebotomus argentipes
Lineage: Eukaryota; Metazoa; Arthropoda; Insecta; Diptera; Psychodidae
Exons: 4
Coding region: 121-2262 (713 amino acids)
Biological process (GO): nuclear migration along microtubule
Cellular component (GO): nuclear membrane
Molecular function (GO): actin filament binding; lamin binding
Source: RefSeq, a predicted model, not a curated record
GCUCAGAUUUCUUCGUGUGUUUUGUGGAAAAUGCGUGAGGCUGUUUAGUGCAGAGAAAAGCCCUUUCAAAUUGAUUUUUACUGCCUAAAGUGAAGUUUGGAUUACAGUAGUGAUUCAGUUAUGUUUACUAGUGCCAUAAAUGGAUGGAGUGUGCUUGUAUUUUCUGCAAUUUUGAUAGUUUUCUCAAACCUAACCUUCAAGCUGAGGAAGAGAUUCCCGAUAAAGGUGAACUGCUGGUUUUGCAACAUAAACACAAGAGUACCGUAUAUUCAGAGAAAUUCAUGGAUUUGCAAGCAUUGCGAUCAGUAUAAUGGGUUUACUCCGGAUGGUGACUAUAAUCGAGACAUCCCUGCUCAAUAUUGCGCAAAAUUAAAUCGAACUCCUAAGCCACAGCGCAAGAGUCACAAUGAGACAUCGCGGGACAUUUCGUCAAAUGGCUUGUGUGAGAGUUGCAACCGAAAUCAGGAGCUGAAAGUGCAGCAAUUGGCGUCCUUCAUUCCGAGAAAUGAGAGGACAUUCGACAAAGAGGUGGAGGCGUUUAGGAAGCACCUGGACGAGGCAUAUUCAUUGUGCCCAGAAUGUAAAAAUGUGCUCAAAAGGAAACUCAAUAGAGUGAAGAGGAAGAUUCUCAGUCUCCUGACAAACACACUGAAAUCAGCAUCUGAGCGAAUUACAGUUGCCACGAGAGAUGAACCCUUAACAGUGAUGCACAAUGUUGCAAUCUAUGCUGUUAUCGCUAUGGCGGCGUUGAAUUUCCUCAAGACGUGCCAACGAGCGAAAUCACAGCUCGAUUUCAAUGAGGCACUGCCAUCGUGGGUGGCCUAUGCAGAAAGCCUCGUUCAGUACACUUCGGCGACGCUGGAGAUUCUUCUUGUUCUGGCAAACUACUUGAGCUCGCAGUUUUCGGCACUUCUUAUGAACAUUUUCACCAUUAUCAUCACUCCAGUGUCAGCGAUGUUGGAUCCUGCCAAUAUUCUCGAUGGCAAAUUUGUUGAAAGAAUGACUUUCGAUGAACACUUUGCCAUCCAACUCCUGGGAGUUGUCUUAUCGCUAUGGAUUCUGAUUGAGAGCAAUUCUGGUCAUCAGAAGAACAAGGCAAUCGCGAUGUUCGUGGUUUGGAGUGCGAGUCUGCUUGAUAACUUCCUAGAACAGCAUUCUUUGCUGACAGAUUUAUUCUUCGUUCUGCUGUCUGUGACUACUUUAGCUGCUUCUUGUUGGAAUGUUUCUGAUGAGUCAACAAGUGCUCGGGAUAUUGUGGACAUGAACAAGAGCUUUCACCGCAUUUACUCAGACUGCAGUGACGUCGAGGAAGAGGAUGAAUCUGAAGAGUUGAGCACAGACUCUGUGAUAUUCCGCGAUAACAAACAGCAUUCUAUGCGGAAGUUUAUCGACAGCAAACAUUCCUCGCCCGUAUCGCCGAAGGAGCGAAGUAACGAGAGUCUCAACGAUACUUUUCACUCAGUCACUUCCAGUUUCCCGAGGAAUCAUGGGGAGACAGAUGGUCGCAGCAGCAGGAACAGCAUCUACUCGCCGAGUAUACGCAAGAGUGCUCACAAAUUUGGCGAAUGCACACUCAAGCCGGCCAAUUCGUUGGACAAUAUCUCACUCUUCAAUGAUACUUUUUACAGUUUCGACAAUAGGAGUCACUUUAGCGACUUGAACUCCACUUUCAGUGACUUCAAGUCCGUCCAGGGAUUGCCGACGGAGGAGGUUAACUCGGCAAUUAGAAAACUGAGGAUUGAUGAUGCUGGAGGAUUGACCAGAGUGUCUCAGUUGAAUCUCUGGCAGACUGCAAAUCCACUCAACCAAAUGCACCAACAAAGACCGACUUUUGUCAUGUCGCACGCAAAAAUGCCUACUCAAAGCCUGACGUCGCAGAACUCGUGGGUUGCCGGAGGUUUCUGGAGUGGCUCACCGAAGAAAUCUCUCAUUCGCAGUCACAUCCUGAAUACUGCCACUGUGGAUGAAGAGUUCCAGCUAGUUGAGUCGCGCUGCUCGUCUCAAUCGUCUGGCUUCGAGUCCAGGCCCAAUUCUGUCCAGGAGAAUGGAGGGACACAGAAUAACUCUCGCGAGAGCUCAAUUUGUGGCGAUGCUGAGAUCAGUUCGGCAUUUGCUGAAGCACCCCAGAGGAACUUUAAUAACAUUCCUCUGUACGCUACCAAGAGGAGUGCUAAUUUAAUUAAUAGACCAAGUCCUGUGUUCCCAGUCAUUAACUCCAGCACACAGGCGUUCAUCCAUCCUUCUAUGUUCGGGAAGAACUAACAUACCAAUGCUGAUUUGCAUUGAACACUAAACUGCCAAUUCUGUUAUAUUUUGAUACAGCGGAGAAGAGUUUUGGGUUAAUCAAUCGUGUUGAACUUAAAUUAAUUAAUGCAAAGAAAGUGAAUUUAUGGGCUUUUUCUAUUACUUUUGUUUCUGUGAAUAGGUUAAUAAGCGAAUAUAUAAAGUAUGUUUUUGUGAAUUAAAUAAAAUAUCAUGAAAUAAAAGAAAGAAAAUAA